CAGCCGCACGCGGCAGGGCUGACUGCUGAGAUCAUUCGCAUUCCACCGCGAGCGAGAUGUGAAGCACAGCGUGGACUUUCUUUUACUGUGUCCUCAAGUGUCUCCUGGGGCUUUUUGGAGGACCAACAUGUCCAACUCGAAGGAGUCCAGCGCCUGCCCGGACGGGUACAGGGCUCUGAGCACCGGCGAACUGCGGGAGCUUUUACAAAACGACGACAAAAUGGAGCAAAUCAUUCGACUCGAUGAGAAGUUUCAGGAGCUUCAAGUGGACAGAGAGAUGCUGCUGGCGUCCAAUAGGAGCGUGGCGGACGAGAGUCUGGCCCAAAGGCCACGCCUGAAUAACGGCAAACUCCAGUUGGCAGAGAAAUAUAAGGAACUGUCCAACCUGGCGUCCACUUGUUGGGAAAAACAGAGUCAGCUUGGGACACGAGUCCAAAAGCACAGCCUGCAGACUGCACAGAACCUCCUGCAGGAAGAGGUGGCACGUGCCGAGGAGCGCUCAGAGGAGCUGCUGGACAAGUUCAUGGAGGGGAACGUAAGCCUAGAUGAGUUCUUGGACUCCUUCCAGAGCUCCAGGAGGACUUAUCAUAUCCGGCGAGCACAAGCGGAGAAGAUGCAGGAGAUGAGCCGCUCCAAGAGGCAAGCGGGUAAAGGCGAGGAGAAGGGGGACACGGGAGGGGAAGUCCCCUCCGAGCGCCUCCUCCCGGACCCUCCGCGGCCCAACGGCUUCGUAGCGCAGGGACCUCUCCGGGUGUUCCAGGUGCGCUACGGACUCACGCCGGCCAUCCUCCUCCCGCAUUACCCCGUGUCUCCGCCGAACCACCAAAACAGGACUCCCCCUCCGCCAGAGCCGCCCCACCAGGGGCACAUCUUCAGCCCCGGCGGCGCCCCUCCACUGUCGGGGCACGGACAGCCGGUCGGCCUCAGGGUCAUCGGGCAGCUGCCGGGGGGUUGGCCAGCAAACGGGCGGCCUGUGCGUUUGCAGCAGCUCUACAGGCCCAACCCUCAACAGCCCGAACCGCCGUUCCGAUAGGCCGGGAAGAGAACGAGCUGCUUUGAAAGGUCUCGGAUCCCAGGAAAGACGGGGGCGCCAUCCGUCUCCGUCCACACAGGAAGCUGCCAGCACGUAGACGACACGGACCCGUGCACUUAUGUCCCAAAAGAGGAGCCGCGACAGAAAUGCCUUCCAUCAGGCGACUGCGGUGCAAAAGACAAAAGAUGUCUUAUUUAUUGUCGCACACGUGAUGAUCUACUGAAAGUCAUUCAGCCUCUUUGGGUUUUUAGAUUUAUUCCUCUAAAUCCUAUUUCAAAUGGCCGUCUUCAGAGAUGCUAAAGGGAGACCUGCUUUUCUUUUCAAUGCAGACGUUCCCACCCCCCUCCCCCUCCCCCAUCCCCUUCAGUGCUCAGAGUGGAGGAUUUCAGUCUCCAUGGGAGGAAGUCAGACUGGUUAGCGGCGCUCCUGCAGCUUUUGGGAUUAGAAUAAUUCUCCAAUUAUUCCACGACUUGGUGUGAUGUUUUUUUGUUAUUUUUUCAAGUCAUUGUUAGCGAAGCUUUCCUUGUGUGGGUGCCCACUUCCACCAAUCAGCUCUCUUUAAUGGCAUCUUUUAACCAUGUCGAGCUCACUUCCUGUUUACGUACCCGCAUUUCUCUGGACAUCACAGGUUCACACUUCCAUAAUUCAACAUGAAGAAUGAUUCAUUUUCUUGAUUGACAUCUACCAGCUUACACUUCACAGUUUUUAGUCAUGGCCAAAACUGUGACCUAAAUGCAUCUUAAGAGUUUCCCAGUGUGCUCAAAUAUUGUUUCAUAUUUCUGGAGGAGGACUAAAUCCUCUGAAGAUUUAAGGAUUGGGAAAAAUAAUUCCUACCCUGAAGCUUCAAUUUAUUAGGUUUGUCAAAUCAGACGAUCUUAUGCCGUAUUUCCUCAAAUAAUAUUCUCCCAUAGACGCUGCCCUUCAGUUAAUCAGGGACAUUUUCUUCAAUAACAGCCCCUCCCACUAGGAUCCAUCCAUUCUAUCCUCAUGAGGGUAUGAGUAGGGUAUGCUGGAGCCUAUCCCAGCUGGACUGGUCACCAGCCGAGCACAGGGCACAUAUAGACAUACUACAACCCUUCUUACUAGAUUCCCUCAUCAACCUAACAUGCAUAUUGUUGGAAUGUGGGAGGGAACCGGAGUACCCGCAGAACACCCGCCCGCCCACCCACGGAGAGAACAUGUCAACUCCACGCAGAGAUGACCAAUGGAGAUUGGAACCAAGAGCUAUUCACAUCUGACUGUGUGGCCAACAUGCUAACCACUAGUAUUAUAAAAUUCACUUUCUAUAUUCAAAUGCAUACAGCCGUACAAAAAGGCAGGCAGUGUUCCCCAUUAAAGACACCCAAGAAUAAAUUCAUUUGAUGGAUGUGGAGGAAACAAUGUGGAAUGAUUCUAAAUGAUGAAUAAAUGGAACGUACAUGCUGGUGAGAUUGAAUUCAGCAGUGAUUCUCACCUUCCUAUCAAAUUGUUGGCACUGAACAAACUGCUUUGUUGCGUGCCAUAUUGUACGAAAAUCAGCCACUUUUACUCUCGUAUUUUCCCACCAAUCUAUGACUAAAUCCUGGUGUUUUGUGGUUGUAUACAGCCUGUUAUCAAACAAUGCAUAUUUAAGCAGAUUUUACAUAUUUUUUUUCCUAAAUGAAGCGUUUUCCAGUAUAAAAAUGGCCAAAUGGAGUAAAAUCUAAAUAUAAGGCAUUCAGUGUCAUGUCAUAAUGUAGUAUUCUACACUUCUCAUUAAGUGUCAUGAAUACUCUGUGAGACACACAAGCACCAGACUUUUACUGCAGCUUUAAAUGAUGUCACAACAGCCACAAUAAUCCCUAACACAGCUGUAUUGUUGAUAAAGAUAAAACUCACGUCCUAACACCCGACUUCCUGUUGGUCCCCCGCUCAGCUCCACCAGCACCGCAACACACGACAACGCACGAGUCUGAUUUAUGUGAUUGUGUCUACUAUAUUGGCUAAUAGUCUGCCAUGUUGGGUUUUGCCCAAUAAAAUAAGGCAUUAAACCUCAGUUUGCAACACUGCAUUGGCGGGUGAAGCGAGUGGCGGAUGUGGGCGGACCUUCCCGACCAUUCAUGCCGUCCCACCUCCCAUUUUAUUCUUGGGUUUUGUGUACACAGGACUUUUUUUUUUUUUUUUGAAUUGCCUAAAUGUCCACAUGAUGGUGAUGCAACUGAGCAGUGUUUGGCUGUCCACUCAGGAAAGAAAAAGAAAUCCACUCCCAAUGAGUGGUUUUGUUGUUGUUGUUAAAGAGUUAUUGCGUCAUUUUGGUCUUCUGUUGGUCAUUUGUGGCUAAAAACAAAUGUAUUGAUAUAAGUAGCCCACAUACAGUAACCACUCUCCCGGGGAGUGCUCAUUGCUGUCCGGUCUCCUCUAUGCGGGAUUCUUCCCCAGCCGCCACCUUUUAACAUUGACAUUCACACAAAAGUAUUGGGACACAGGAACUUACCAGCGACUCACCUGAGAGAGAUGUCUCCAGACUGUUCUUACAAACGUCUUAACUGUCUGGACCAGGGGUGCUCACACUUUUUCAGCAUGCGAGCUACUUUUAAAAUGACCGAGUCAAAAUGAUCUACCCACUACAAAAAUGCAAAACAUCUAUUUAUUUUCAAAUGUAUUGAGGAUUAUUUGUACGUACAAUGUAUGUUGAUGUACCUUACAUAACCAAAUGAGCCAAUAUUGCAAAACACACAUAAUUAACUAUUAACAUUUUUUGUAAUUACCUGAGUUUACUUUGAUGACUUGCACUGAAUUGAACCAGCCAGGGAUGCAUAGUCCGGACAGUAGCUGCUGAUAGCCAGCCUCAAGCACACUUCCAAAUGUUUAUCAGUCAUGGAUAAUAUCCGUAUCAUAAUAUCCGUAUAAUAUUCCAUAUCCGUAUGGAAGUGAUAUGUUUUUGCCUUUUUACUUGGUCCAGUUUUUGCCUUUUUACUUGGUCCAGCUCCUUCACUCAUUUUAGUGACCAUAAACUUUAGCGAGGGCUUAAAAUCUCGCAAUUCGCCGACUAGCUUAGCACUUUGCAUCGUUGUUUACGCAUGAGCGGUGACCUAAAGGUCAAAAUUCAGUUGUCAUCUGACUGGUUGUCCUGUAUGUCAAUCAAGUAACGGGGAUGGAUGAUAGGCUGACAUCGUAAGUUCUGCUGCACUUAGAGACGUUGUUUGAUUUGAUUGGUCGCCCGAAGGGCAACAUUCAGUUGUCAUCUGAAUGGCUGCCCUGUAUAUCAAUCAAGUGACGGCAUUGAUGCUAGGAUGAUAUUUUUUUUAUGUCACGCCGCGAUCGACCAGCGAUCGACCAGCGAUCGACCAGUACCACCUCCGCGAUCGACUUAAUGAGCACCCCUGGUCUGGACUGUCCACAAGGUAAAUAAGAGGUGGCUUGUGUGAUGUCAUUGGAGCUAAGACGUGCAUCAUGAUCCACAUCAAGUCCACGUUGAAAGGAAAAAAGCUUGUGUUGCAGUACAGGAGCCAUUCUUGAAAAUGACAAUGGUCUUUUAUGUCGGCUCAAGAUGUGCAAGCGUACCUAAUAUUGUGUCCGUUAAGUCAAGCUGCAUAAAUGAAGGCUGCUGGGGAAGUUCCUGUGCAUGCUGGCCUCCACGGUACGGUACAGUACGGUACAGUACGAUAUGCAACAGGACGGAAUUGGACACUGCUUGUGAACAUCUUGGCUAUUUCCCUCUCCGACAUCCAAGUGACCUUACACAACAUGUUUACAUUCCCAUUCGCCUCUCAUGGAGUUGUCAAUAAAGCACAUUUGCUACUCUGAACCAUGUGACGUGUUUCUAUCACGGUGUGCUGCUCUGCUUUGUCUUGGCAGGGUUGCUUGGUUGGUUUGUGAACACCCGUUUCUACAUCUUAAUGCUAUUAAGAUGUUCUUUGGCUACGGAGCUUUUCACAGCUCAAAGCUGGAAGGCGAUAGUUCACCAGGAAUAGGGUUAGAAAUCAAUUUGUGACAAACCAUGUGCUAAUACAAGUUUAAAAUGAACAAACAUACUUAAUGAAACGUUUUUCCAUAAUGCAUUGUGUCUGAACAACGCAUUCAUUGGGGUGCUGCAAUGAUGUCAGCCUCUCCCUGGGCUCCUUUGGCUCCCUCUGGUGGACAGAGGCGGCAUUGUAGUGCCAUCCAUCCAAUUUCGGCAACAUUUUUGAUACCAUAUUCAUUCAUUCAUUUUCUACCGCUUUUUCUUCACGAGGUUCGGGGGGGGUGCUGGAGCCUAUCCCAGCUGUCUUCGGGCGUAAGGCGUGGUACACCCUGGACUGGUGGCCAGCCAAUCACAGGGCACAUAUAGACAAACAACCAUUCACACUCACAUUCAUACCUAUGGACAAUUUGGAGCGGCCAAUUAACCUAGCAUGUUUUUGGAAUGUGGGAGGAAACCGGAGUACCCGGAGAAAACCCACGCAUGCACAGGGAGAACAUGCAAACUCCACACAGAGAUGCCCGAGGGUGGAAUUUAACCCUGGUCUCCUAGCUGUGAGGUCUGUGCGCUAACCCCUAGACCACUGAUACCAUCUUUUCAUUGAUAAUUAUGAGGUGUAAUGUCCAUUUGAACCACUAGAUGGUAUUCAAGUAACAUGAGCUUCAGUCACAUUAGCUUGACACAGAAGUUAAUGGGAGUACUUCAUUCAUUUUUUGUCCGGCUUGUCCUCACGAGGGUCGUAUCGAAACCUUAAUUACUCAGAAGUAUUUAACAUUGUAAUUGGAAUGGCCUGAGGUUUUUAAUUUUAAAAAAUACAAAAAAAAACAAUAGUGGCCAUGUAAGAUGUAAUGUUUUUCAUGUCCAUGUCGUCUUUCAUUCGGGUGCAUUGUUCAGGAAGUGCUGUUGUGUAUUUUUUUGACAACCGAAAAGGAUGGUGGUGUUUUCAGUUUUUCGUGUUACCCUGCUUCCUCGUCACUACAAAACCAAAAUAUUACAACACCGGGAAUGUUGCGCUCGCCUUAGAAAUAUCUGUGAUUCGUGUUAGCGGAUGCUAUCUCACGAGGCCUUUGUGUUUGGAAGCUGGUGUUGAUGUGUCGGCUCACUAGUAGCCCAUCCUCCACCAAGAGACCGAAUAAGAGGAGAGAGGUUCACUUCCCCCUGUUUAUUCACACAGACAGAUGCAGAGUGAGCCCUCUUGUCAUCCAGCCUGUGCAGCACACAGAGACUAACAGAUGGUGCACAAGCAUACACGUACAUGUCCGUUUAUCGAGGGCUCAUGCUUUCUUUUAAUCGUCCCAUGAAUGUAUUUAUCUAUUAUGGUGGCAGGCCUAAUGCUGCUGGUCCUCCAAUCGAAUGCUUUGCUCAGACAAAAUAUGAGAAAACUUUGAAAUCUAUAUUUUUCAUUGUAAGUUUAGAGUUCUUUAUAAGAUGAGUCAGACUGUUAUGUUGAGUUAUGACCUGCCAUUAUGUAUGUUUUGCAAGCUAAUAGGAUGCUAAUUGUGAUUUUAAAAAUACAUAAAGAACUCAGACUCCCGCCUCAGAGUAUUAAUAACACGAGCAUAUGGGACAGGAACCAGAAAAGUCACACACCAUUCCUUCCUGCGGAUUACAUCACAAGUCACUCACGUUUUUGCAGCGGAUUCCUAAAAACACCAGGUCUUUGACUCGUGUUGUUUUUGCAGUACUAUGUCUUUAAAAACAAAACAAAUACAAAGCAUGGGUUUCCAACGUGUGGGCCGGGAGCCAUCCCACGACUGUUUCUUUACUGGCCCACAGCACAAUCCAAAAAUGGAAUUUUUAAACUUUUUAACAUUUUAAAACAGCACAAAUGAGACAAUUUGUAAUAUUACAAGCAUAAAGUUUGGACACCAUAUGGAGGUCUUGGAUGUCAUUGUUAUGCAGAUAUAGACAUCUAAAGACAUUUAAAGACAUCAGAGACAUCUUUUGUUCUCUGGCCGAGCAGCUCUGCACUGCUUCAUUAUUCAUAGGCUGCUGGUUAAGUCAAAGCAGAGCUGGGGCGCCCUCUAGUGGCCAGUUGUCAACACGUGCCCCGCUAUCACACUUAGUCGUGUUACAAUGCCCUCUAGUGGCCAGUUGUCAACACGUGCCCCGCUAUCACACUUAGUCGUGUUACAAUGCCCUCUAGUGGCCAGUUGUCAACACGUGCCCCGCUAUCACACUUAGUCGUGUUACAAUGCCCUCUAGUGGCCAGUUGUCAACACGUCCCCCGCUAUCAAAAUGAUAGCCGUGUUACAAUGCCCUCUAGUGGCCACUCGUGUUAUUUAUGUAGUACUUUAGCCACUUGAAUGACCAAAAAUCGAAUCAAGCUUCAUAAAAAAACAUAAAAUAAGCGAGACUUUAUUGUGGAAAUCAAUGUUUUUAUUGUGUAACCACAAUGGUUGCAUUUAGCAGAUCUGUCAGGAUGACUUCAGUGUUUAAUGACAAAGUGCUAAAAGGCUGUGAUGAUAUUAUUUUAUAUUUGAACCUCCCCCACGAUGUAGUUUUUCAUUAAAACAGGCUCAGAGCUUAAUCUCCUACUGUGCCAAACACCACUUGAACCCCUUUUUUCAUUUUAAUGCACACUUGGCUCAGAAUCCUUCACAACGUCCGAAGUCCAACCAUCAGGAAUUUGCUGGUCAGAUUAGCUUUUUGUUACGGCUACGGACAAGUGUGACGAUAGCCAUAGAACCUGUAAAACAAUCCAAAAGCUGUAAACAACCUGGCUGCUCAGCACGGAAUGGCUGAGCCAAGUGUACUACACUAGACUAGAACUUUUUUACGCUUGAAAAUGCUUCAUGUAGGCCAACGAUGCGUAACAUUUGCUUAAAUAUGCAUUUUUGACUAAUAAUAGGCCGCCCACGAUAACUGAAUUUCAACAAAGUAGGAUUCAAUGUAGUUAUGACUUUCUAAAUAUAGAUUAUUAUUAUUAUUAUUAUUGGAACCAAAGAGAUGAAAUAACACCUUUCCAUUCCUAUUAUUCUUUGUGCGGGCGAUGAGACCUCUUCCUGGAGAUAAAAAAACUAGUUAGCCUCUCCAAACAGUGUUUCAAACAGUUCAAAGAAUUCACCACUUCCACACAAGUUGAGAGGGUCCUUUCAGUCAUGGCACGUCGGCCCGGCCUCCAUGCAGUGUGACAGGUAACGUAGUCUAGGUCGUGUAUCAUAACGUUACUGAUCCUCGUGACCAUCACAAGAAUUCCUACUGUAGUAGUGGGAUUUAGUAAAGCUCCGACAGGGAUUCUAUUUGGAUCUGCUUACCUUCUUUUUACACUUCUAAGAUUUUUUUUUAAGUGCGAUGCAUUUCCACGCAAGUAGUAGGUCUAAUAGUAAUCCUUCAUCGUCAAAGAUGGAUGUUUUUUUUUAUUUCAACAGUGCUUCUUUUUACACUUGCAUGCUGUCCAGUUUCCCCCAGGAAGAGAUGGGAUCCAGAGAAGGAUGCCGUCACGGCGGCGCC
This is a messenger RNA of Doryrhamphus excisus (bluestripe pipefish), 8405 nucleotides long. RefSeq names its product VPS37D subunit of ESCRT-I (gene vps37d). Gene Ontology annotation, cellular component: ESCRT I complex. NCBI's taxonomy places the organism in Eukaryota, Metazoa, Chordata, Actinopteri, Syngnathiformes, Syngnathidae. The record is from RefSeq and is a predicted model, not a curated record. Gene Ontology annotation, biological process: protein targeting to membrane; protein targeting to vacuole; ubiquitin-dependent protein catabolic process via the multivesicular body sorting pathway.